Molecule: messenger RNA, 675 nt
Organism: Trichoplax adhaerens
Lineage: Eukaryota; Metazoa; Placozoa; Uniplacotomia; Trichoplacea; Trichoplacidae
Exons: 6
Coding region: 1-675 (224 amino acids)
Biological process (GO): vesicle-mediated transport
Cellular component (GO): membrane
Source: RefSeq, a predicted model, not a curated record
AUGGCUGCUACUGCGGUUACAAUUACAGCUGGAUCCUUCUCCAAUCUAUUCCCUACGCCAACUGUCCAUGCUAGUGAUGUUUUGCCUUCCAAAGAUGAAAAUUCCGAUGAAAACACGUCAUUUAUGUCCGGAGAGUGGCUCAAAACAACUCAGCAAGAUCCCAUAUUGCCAUCUUUGUCUAAUUUGCAACGACGAAAAGUAGAACUAUUACAGAAAACUGAACACUACGAGCCUACGGUAGAGUACUGUCAGGCUGCCUUCCUGAUGCCAUUUCUAGUUCUUCGAGCAAGAAAAUUUGCUCUAUUAUUCACCUUAGGUAGUUUAUUUACGAUAGGAAGUUUCUCUAUGCUAUGGGGACCUGUAAACCAUCUUAAGCAUUUAUUUUCCUCGGAACGAUUGACGUUUACGCUUACCUACUUUCUAUCACUUUUUGUUACGCUAUACGCAGCAUUAAUCGUACGUAAGCAGCUAUGUGCCUGGUGGCAUUACGGCGUUAAAAUUGAUGUCCAAAAUAUGUUCAUCGUUGCUUCAAAUAACGAAUCACAACAAGCAUAUGAACUCAAUGUACUGUAUCAUCAAUUUUCUCAUCAAAGUUUAGUAUGUAACAGAAGCAUCAUGGAAUGCCGUAUUUAUGAUGUACUUACUGCGUGGCUUUAUGCGGCCCAAGUUUGUUAA